CCGCCUCCCUCAACCUGCCAGCCUCAACCACCCCACACCUCAACGAGGCACUCUUGAACACCACCAGCGUCAUUUCAAUAACCUCCCUCCUCCAACCUAAGGCCACUAACAAAAAAGAGAGAGAAAAAGAGAGAAAUAGAAAGGUUCGCCAUGGUCUUUGGCUUCGGGAAGAAGUCGAGCUCGUCGCAGGACGCCGCCGUCGAGCCGUACCAGUCCUCAGAGGUACCCAUCGAAGAUGUCCAGCCCAUGAGGAAAACACUCCUGCCCGUCUUUGCAUGCGGCGCCGGUCUCUUCAGUGAUGGAUACGUCAAUAACGUCAUUGGAUCCGUGAGCACUCUACUGUCGCUGCAAUACAAAGAUGCAUAUGAGAACUCGAGUGCUAUCAGCAAUGUCACAGCCAUUGCCUUUGCGGGUACCGUGGUGGGCCAGCUCUUCUUUGGUAUUCUUGCCGACAAAUGGAGCCGCAUCAACACGCUCCUCGUGUCGACCGUGAUCCUGAUCAUCUUCACCGCCCUGGCCGCCGGCUCGUACUGGCACGGGCAGGCCUCGGGCUUGCUCUCGAUACUCGUGGCCUGGCGCUUCUUUGUGGGCAUCGGCAUCGGCGGCGAGUACCCGGCGGGCUCGGUGGGCUGCUCCGAGUCGUCGGCCGAGCUCAAGUCCGGCACGCGCAACCGCUGGUUCAUCCUCUUCACCAACACGGCCAUCGACUGGGGCUUCGUCAUCGGCGCCUUUGUCCCCUACGUCGUCGCGGCCGCCUGCCACGAGGGCCACUACGAGACCCAGUGGCGCACCAGCCUCGGCAUCGGCGUCGUCUUCCCCCUGAUCCUCUUCGUGCUGCGGCUGCGCAUCAAGGAGCCCGAGGAGUUCUCGCGCAACAGCAUGGCCCACGUGCGCAUCCCCUACGGCCUCGUCUUCCGCUUCUACGGCCUCCGCCUGCUUCUCGUCUCCGCCAUCUGGUUCAUCUAUGACUUCUCUACCUACCCCUUUAGCAUCUACGGCUCCAGCAUCCUGGCCAACAUCUACGACACCGAGACCGCCCCGCUGACCACCAUCUUCGGCUGGAAUACCGUCAUCAACCUGUUCUACAUCCCCGGUGCCGUCCUCGGUGCCUAUGUGAGCGACUGGAUCGGCCCGCGCUACGCCCUCUCCCUGGGCGUCACCCUCCAGGCCAUUGUCGGUUUUGCCAUGGCCGGCGCCUAUGAGAAGCUCGCCCAGCCUCAGAAUGUGGCUGGCUUCGCCGUCAUCUACGGUAUCUUUCUCGCCCUCGGAGAGCUGGGCCCUGGUGACAACAUCGGCCUGCUCGCCUCCAAGACCUCCGCCACCGGCAUCAGGGGCAUGUACUACGGCAUCGCCGCCGCCAUAGGCAAGAUCGGCGCAUUCAUCGGCACCUACAUCUUCAAGUACAUCGAGGCCGACGGCCACACGGCCGCCGCCAGCGCGCAGUACCCCUUCUACGUGUCCUCGUCCCUGUGCAUCCUGUCCGCCGUGCUCACCCUCGUCUUCCUCCCGCACAUUGGCCAGGACACCGUCCAGAAGGAGGACGCGCGGUUCCGGGCGUACCUCGAGAGCAAAGGCUGGGACACGCGGCAGCUGGGUCUGCAGAAGGGGGCGAGCCUGGAAGCCGUUGAGGGAGCCAGGGCGGAGGAUGUGGUGGGGGAUAGGAAGGUGGACGAGUAG
Messenger RNA from Cryphonectria parasitica EP155, 1677 nucleotides. RefSeq names its product MFS general substrate transporter. The record is from RefSeq and is a predicted model, not a curated record. Bases 151 to 1677 code for a protein of 508 amino acids. Gene Ontology annotation, molecular function: carboxylic acid transmembrane transporter activity. The transcript is spliced from 4 exons. Gene Ontology annotation, cellular component: plasma membrane. Gene Ontology annotation, biological process: carboxylic acid transport; transmembrane transport. NCBI's taxonomy places the organism in Eukaryota, Fungi, Ascomycota, Sordariomycetes, Diaporthales, Cryphonectriaceae.